Molecule: messenger RNA, 3534 nt
Organism: Anarrhichthys ocellatus (wolf-eel)
Lineage: Eukaryota; Metazoa; Chordata; Actinopteri; Perciformes; Anarhichadidae
Gene: kel
Product: Kell metallo-endopeptidase (Kell blood group)
Exons: 17
Coding region: 775-3252 (825 amino acids)
Biological process (GO): protein processing
Cellular component (GO): plasma membrane
Molecular function (GO): metalloendopeptidase activity
Source: RefSeq, a predicted model, not a curated record
CCCAUUUGGCUGUAUUAAAAGAUAAACAAAUAAAUAGAACGCUAAAUACCAAAUGGUUUUGUUUCAUUUCUCGACUGUCAACUGUACUAUUUUAUAGAUUGGCCACCUACCAUACAUGAAAGGGUGUAUGCAGCAGAAGUAGUCACUGCAAAGUUGCACACAAUUUGAGUUUGUCAUAUUUGUUUUUACCAUUACAUCUGCUCUGUGGUCGGCCUCCAUGUGACAUCCAUGAAACGUGUUUCCUCCCAGAUUCAACGAUGUGCUACACUGUUACAUGACCUCCAGGACGCUGAACCGCUCUAUCAGUUGUUAACAGCCAUGAGUUGUACUGAUAGUGACGACAGCGGACAUGUGUGCGCGUGCAUCUCAGAGUGUUUACUUUCCAUGAACUGCUUGCCCUCAUUCAAUGCAACGUAACAAUAUAUCAGCAAAAGCUAUUUGAUGGCCUCAACUUACCAGCCAACGGCUUCUGUUCUCAGGCCUCUAACCCUGCAGGCAGGUGGGGGUAGUGACAAUAAAAGUUGGAACCUUCAUUUAUAGUUUCUCCCGUGUUCACGAACCCCAAAACAUCCACAUGCAUGUCCCAGAGCAGAACUAUAGUCUAUGCUUGAUUAUCUGUCUUCUGGAGAGGAGAGUAAGACGCAGCCUGCAGGGUUGUUUUUUAUCAGAGUGUCAGAUGAGGAGAAAAGUGAGUGAUGAAGAGAGAUAGAGAGCUGAGAUGACAGCUGUCUGACGGAGGGACAGCAGGAGGAGGGAGCACAUGGGACACUUCAAAUGCAAAAGACAACCAUCCAUCUGCUAAGAAUGAGUGAAACUCCAAUAGAGCUUGAGCCUCGGCUAUCAGUCCAGCCAUCAUCACAGCCAGAAUCUGGGAGGGGGCUCCAGCCUCCUCCUUUGUUUCAGCUGCCACUCCCGACCCAAGAUCCUUCCGACACCCAUCAACAAAUGCAGCUCCAGCUUGAGCCACAGCUGUCAGAGUCUAACCCCGAGCACCAGCAACAAGCAAAGCCAGUGUGGAUAAAUCGUCGAAGGCUAAUUCGCCUCAUUUUGGGGUUCUCCUUAUGUAGUGCCAUUCUGGGACUGGUUUACUAUAUGCAUUAUAAUCAUCAAAAUAGCAACAUCCAGGCAGGCAAAGGUAGGCCUCCAGAGAAACACAACACAAUUACACACACAGUGACUCCAUGUCUCUCCCCAGCCUGUCAGUGGGCCUCAGCACGUCUGUCCAUAUCUGCUGACCCCUUCACGCAGCCCUGCGAUUACUUCUUGUUCACCUGUGGAUCUGAUAUACUUUCACCAGACAAUGGGGGGAGGCAAAGAGGGCAGGGCAUCCCUGGACAUCCACAGAACCAGAAAGAAAAGGCUGUGUGGACAGAGAGGAGAGGACAGAGUAAAGAGAGAGAAGAUAGAGGACUGAGAAAGGAGAAGAUACCGGACAGAAAAACAGUGCUGCUGCAGUAUCUCAGGGAGAUUUUGGGUAAAUCAAACACCAGACCGGGUAGUACAGCAGUGCAAAAGGCCAAAGGAUUUUACCAUUCCUGUUUGGACACCAAAUCCAUACAAACAGCUGGAGCAGAGCCCUUCCUCGCACUCAUCCAGAAACUUGGGGGCUGGGCAGUAUCAGGCCAGUGGAAUCGGACAGACUUUAACUCCACCCUGAGACUGCUCAUGAGAGACUACGCCACAUUUCCAUUCUUCAACCUCUAUGUGGGCAAAGACCCAAAUGAAAUUGCCCACGGGACAACCAGAAGAUAUAUACAGAUUGAUCAGCCAGAUCUGUUGAUCCCCAUCGAAUGGAACAGCAAGACACUGAAGUCUCAAGCUAAAACUCGGACGCUACGUCCCUUCUUGGCAUCAUGUGAGAGGUACCUGGCAUUGUUGGGGGCCCCUCCCAGCAGCAGCAUGAUCCACGUGGGCACCUUCAUCUCUCUGUCCUCUGAGCUCGCCGUGGCUGCUGCACCUCUGGACUUUCGCCUGUCGAAAGGACAGCUUUAUCAGCGCAUGACCAUCAGAGAACUACAGAAGCAGGCGCCUGCCAUUGAUUGGCUGGGCUGUCUGCAGGCCGCUUUCCAUCCACUGCCACUCAUCGAAGAUGAUCAUGUCCUUCUGCAUAACUUACCCUACAUUGUGCAAAUGUCCCGCAUUGUUGGCAAAUGGCUGAACAAGCAUGAGCCGAGCAGCAGCGGCCCCGUUCAUACGUACAUGGUCCUCAGUCUGCUGCACAAGCUGAUGCCUGCUCUAGACUCCAGGUUUUCUGAAACAGCAAAGAAUUUGUCUAUGGCUCUGGGUGACGCUGAAGAGGGAGCUGAUCGCUGGAAACACUGUGUAUUAGAGACUGAGAGAGGAUUUGACUUAGUUCUUACUCACCUUCUCAGUAAAAGGACAGCGCACAGAGAGAUUUUCAUUGUUCAACAGGCAGAGGAGAUUAUUCAAAAUAUCUUUACCUCCUUCAAAUCCAAAUUACAUGAACUCAAGUGGACAGAUCAGAAGUCUCUCCAGUUUGUCAUGAAAAAGAUUCAGUCUUUAAUUCCAAGACUUUGGACUACAAAGGAGAUCUCUAGUGAGGCUGAGCUCGACCUGCUUUUUUCCAAGGUGACGGUCGGCACAACUAGCUUCUUCUCCAACUAUGUCCAGUCACUUUCCUUGUGGCAAAAGAGACGCAGUCAGCUCUUGACUGAGAAGGCAGAGGCGGCUGAUAUUCUGUCUGUUACGCCAUUUCUCCUGGGUGAUGAGCUCCUCUUUCCCAUGGGAAUGUUUAUCCCUCCUCUCUUCCAUCCUACCUAUCCCAGGGCAAUGAACUAUGGCGUGAUGGGUUUCAUUAUCGCCAAAGAUAUCCUCCACCUGAUUUUGCCUGAUGUUUACUCUCACAGUGAGAUGGUGCAUGCUGUGGGGGAAUGUGUGUGGGCUCACUACCUCACUGUCACAGAAAAAGCGGGCCGAGGUGGAGAGUUUUCUCUCUCAGCAGCGCAGCAGCAGGAGCUGUGGGUGCAGUAUUCUGCACUGCAGAUAGCAUUGCAGGCUUAUCAUCAGAGUCUAAAGAACCAUCCGAAUGACACCUCCAUCUCAGGACUGUCACACACGCGUCUGUUUCUCACCUCUUUUUCGCAGGUUAACUGUGACUCAGACCCAUAUAGCAAAUGUAUGCCCUUGGAGCCCUCCUUCUUGAUUACAGUGAUUUGUGCCAAAUCUGACCUGUGUCCUACAAGCCUGCAGUGCCCCAAUAAAACCCAGCAGCAUUCAUUAGAAACGUGCUGAGUACCACUCCUCUGAAGACCGGCAGGGUUUUGUUUUUGUAGUUAUUGAUUAUUAUUGUGGAUUUGUCUGGCAAAACACUUGGUGCUAUAGAAAUACAGCACACUGAUGUUUACAAACUGUUGUUGCAAAGAUAGUUUAUCAUUAUUAUUACACACGUGUAUGGUGGGAUUAUGUACAGGUAAAUAAAAACCUGCAUUUUUUUUGUAUCAGUAGUUAAGAUGUUUGGAUUUCCAUAGAUUGUACACGCUGUUGCAUAUUCAUGAUAAUAAAAUAAACAUUUGA